Molecule: messenger RNA, 3334 nt
Organism: Chlamydomonas reinhardtii
Lineage: Eukaryota; Viridiplantae; Chlorophyta; Chlorophyceae; Chlamydomonadales; Chlamydomonadaceae
Exons: 13
Coding region: 107-1135 (342 amino acids)
Source: RefSeq, a predicted model, not a curated record
GUUAUACACAAGUAUACUAAACUCGGCCUGAAACAACCAUUGCCAGGGUUUCACUCACAGCGCAACACCCUCGAGCCCGGUCCCGGUGCCUGCACCCCGUUUUGCAAUGUCAUGCUGCUGCUGCUGUGUGUGCCCCGCCCAGGAGACGGUGGCCAUCGUCGAGAACUGUGGUAAAUUCAGCCAUAUCGCACACCCGGGCUUCAACUGCCUGCUGUGCUGCUUGGGCGCGAGUGUGGCCGGCUCUUUGUCGCUGCGUGUACAGCAGCUGGAUGUCAAGUGCGAGACCAAGACCAAGGAUAACGUCUUCGUGAACCUGGUCGUGAGUGUGCAGUACCAGGUCCAGCGUGAGGCGGUCUACGACGCCUACUACAGGCUGACGGACAGCAGGCAGCAGAUCUCGGCCUACGUGUUUGAUGAGGUGCGCGCGGCUGUGCCCAAGAUGAGCCUGGACGACACGUACGAGCUCAAGGACGAGAUCGCCAAGGGCAUCAAGGACGCACUGGCCAAGUCCAUGUCCGAGUACGGCUACCUGAUCAUCCACGUCCUGGUGAAUGACAUCGCCCGCCCACAAGGUGAAGGAGGCCAUGAACGAAAUCAACGCGGCGCGGCGGAUGCGCGUUGCGGCGGCGGAGAAGGCGGAGGCGGAGAAGGUGGCGGUGGUCAAGAGCGCAGAGGCGGAGGCGGAGGCCAAGUUCCUGCAGGGCCAGGGUAUCGCGCGCCAGCGCCAGGCCAUCAUCAGCGGGCUGCGCGAUUCGGUGUCGGACUUCCAGAACGGCGUCGUCGACAUCAGCUCCAAGGAGGUGCUCAGCCUCAUGCUGCUGACGCAGUACUUCGACACGCUCAAGGACCUGGGUGCGCACAACCGCGCCUCCACAGUAUUCCUCAACCACGCGCCGGGCGGCGUCAACGACAUCGCCAACCAGAUUCGGGGGGCGUUCAUGGAGGCCAACGCCGCCGGGCUGCCUGGGUCGUCGGGCGCGGGGCCGUCGCUGCCGCCCAAGAAGACAGCGUGAGCAGCUGGGCAACAUGGCAGGCCGCUGCUAGAGCUGCUGCCAGUUGUCGGAUCCGCGUAGUGCGUGGAUACGCGCUGACUUAUCGCAGCGCAGUGGAGAUAAGUCUAGUUAUUGCGACGUAACUGCCGUGUUGCGUUAGAGUCACGCACGGCGCAGGACGCUCGGGUACGUGCCUGUGCAUGGGGCCGAACCGAGCUGGGUCUUGUACGCGUCAGGAGCACACGGCGCCUUAUCUGCCGUUGUGCUUCUGUACUGUAUUUCGGAUCGUCCCUCUGCCGGGACGGUGACCUCAGUGUGUCGCACUUAAACGUUCCCUACAUUUCUGGACUUUCUUUGCAAUCCUAUACCUGGUUCUAACUAUACUUGACCAUGUAUGGACCGAAUAAGCGUUUAAUAUAUACUCAGACGGAGUUGCAGCGUUUUGUUGCGCGAUCCUGCUCAAUGGAACCCCUUAGCUUGAUCACGCUCGCUCUCUGAUCGUAAGGGAAUGCCCUUCGAAGCUUCUCUGGCGCUUUGAACCACGCUUUGGUUCGGGGGCCGCAUUCGGGAGCAAAUCGGAGCAGAGCGGAGCUUUCAAGCGGAGCAAAGGCGCGCGAAGCGUUGCGGACAAGGCGUUCGGCAAGUCACUGAAAGCAAAAGGGCAUGCACAGCUGUGCGGGCGGGCUACUUGCUUGCCAUGCGCGGUCCUGCUUGCCGUGCCUUCGUGUCUACCCGUCGCUUUACAGUUCACAGCUUUGUGCAAUACCUUUCCACAUCUUCCAUUGUGCCACCCCCACCUCCCCAAGACCCUCAGGACUUUUGGCGCGGUACUUCUCCUGUCUGCCUAUCCAGGCCGCAGGGCCCGCGUGCCCUUGGGGAAAGGGCGUGUGUGCCGUUGGGAUCCGGCCUGUGCGCCGCAAGCAACGGGCUUUGCGCCCUUGCCUUAUGGACAAUGGACGGCAUACGUGCCCUUAUGAUACGGCCUGUGUGCCGCAAGCAAUGGGCUCCGCGCCCUUGCUUUAUGGACAAUGGACGGCAUACGUGCCCUUAUGAUACGGCCUGUGCGCCGCAAGCAACGGGCUCCGCGCCCUUGCUUUAUGGACAAUGGACGGCAUACGUGCCCUUAUGAUACGGCCUGUGUGCCGCAAGCAACGGGCUCCGCGCCCUUGCUUUAUGGACAAUGGACGGCAUACGUGCCCCUAUGAUACGGCCUGUGCGCCGCUAGCAACGGGCUCCGCGCCCUUGCUUUAUGGACAAUGGACGGCAUACGUGCCCUUAUGAUACGGCCUGUGCGCCGCAAGCAAUGGGCUCCGUGCCCUUGCUUUAUGGACAAUGGACGGCAUACGUGCCCCUAUGAUACGGCCUGUGCGCCGCAAGCAACGGGCUCCGCGCCCUGGCUUCAUGGACAAUUUACGGCGUACGUGCCCUCAUGAUACAGCCUGUGCGCCGCAGGCAACGGGCUCCGCGCCCUUGCUCCAUGGACACUUCACGGCGUACGUGCCCUCAUGAUACGGCCUGUGUGCCGCAGGCAACGGGCUCCGCGCCCUUGCUUCAUGGACAAUGCGCCGCGUACGUGUUCUUAUGAUACGGCCUGUGCGCCGCAAGCAACGGGCUCCGCACCCUUGUUUUAUGGACAAUUCACGGCAUACGUGCCCGUAUGAUGUGACCUGUGUGCCGCAAGCAACGGCUUCGCACCCUUGCUUUUGGGUAAUAGAUGGCAUACGUGCCCUUAUGAUACGACCUGUGUGCCGCAAGCAACGGGCUCCACACUCUUGCGUUGUGGAUUAUAGACGGCAUUGAAAUGCUUACGUGCCUUCGUUGUACAUGCCUUUGCGUUGUGGACAAUGUGUGGUCUGAGCGCCACGUUCGGAUACGGCGUGUGUGCCGCCAGCAACAGGCUUUGCGCCUCGCAUCAUGUGUCUUGCGAUAUGGCCUGUGUGCCGCAUGCAAUUAUGCUGCCUGCCCUGUCGUUAUGGACGCUUCGACUUGUUGCGUGCCCUGCUGCGUGCCCUGUCGCAAUACGCCUUGAGUGUACCGUGCACGGCAAGCCUGCGCCUCGCUAUUGCUUCGUGUUGACAACGGAGCGGGCUUACGUGAUCAUGCGUCACCCUGUACGUCUUGAGGUCCGCACGCACAUCAUACUAUCACGCGGCACCACCCUUGUAGUUUGGCUGACGCACCCCAAGCCAACCUAUAUGCAUUCGAUGUGUGCGCUAGGCCCAAGUGCCGAAUUUGUUUUUCCGGAUAUUUCGCCCUCAGUGAGCGAUGUGGAGUUUUGUGCAGUUCGGCCAGCAUGCUAUGCCCAGCCAAUAACAAUACCGCAUGACGCAUAACUAUACCGC